Messenger RNA from Xyrauchen texanus (razorback sucker), 3343 nucleotides. RefSeq names its product cAMP responsive element binding protein 3-like 2 (gene creb3l2). The transcript is spliced from 12 exons. Gene Ontology annotation, biological process: regulation of transcription by RNA polymerase II. The record is from RefSeq and is a predicted model, not a curated record. Gene Ontology annotation, molecular function: DNA-binding transcription factor activity, RNA polymerase II-specific; cAMP response element binding. Lineage: Eukaryota; Metazoa; Chordata; Actinopteri; Cypriniformes; Catostomidae. The coding region runs from base 359 to 1966 and encodes 535 amino acids.
CAAAUUCCUGCUUGACUGUCUGUGAAGGGGCGACAUUUCUCAAGGAAGCUGAGGGAAAAUAAAGCUGGAGUUAAAAUAGCACUUAUCCGCGACGUUCGAUUCGACUUGUUACAUUGUUGCCGCUAAACAAGUAUAAAGAAGAUACAUUGUAACAACUCACCGAGGAGCGCUCUCACAGAGUAACCACUCCAAGAACACUAGCGACGAGACGCGCAACUUAUUAUCAACUUUUCGCUGACAGCGAGGAAUUCACGCCAAAUCGCGACCUGUCGAGACAUUUGACGGAUACAAUUUCGUGUAAAACGAUAUAUUGUCGUUGCAACAGUACUUGACCAGAUAUUACAGAUCAGAUUGAGGCAUGGAAAUAAUGGAAAGUGGUGAGCCGUUUUUACAGUGGGACAGAAAUCUCAGUGAAUUGUCAGAUGCCGGGGAUAACGACAACAUGUUAUACAGCACUCACUUCACUGAGCUCCUGGAUGAUCUGUCUCAAGAGGCUUUGUUUGGGCAGUUGUUAAGUGACCCGUUCCUGUCCGGGCGUGGUGAUGCUAUGGACACAGAGGAGGAACUGACCCCUGCCUCUCCAGUGCCGCCGCACAUCCAGGCCGAGCACAGUUACUCGCUGUGUGGAGACUCGCGUCCGCAGUCGCCCCUCUCCCAUCUACCCGGAGAACCUGGCAGUGAUGCUGGUGAUUCGGACAAUGAUGAUUGGUCCAUGGAGCAGGAAGAUCGGGAGCUUAAGAUUGAGCCUCUCCUGGGUGGCCCGCCCACCCUGCUGCCCACACUGACCCUCACAAUGAUACCCGAGGGCCCAGCAUCUGAGCCUGUGACUACAGCGAGUGACCCCACCCUCUCAAUGACCCUUCCUCACACUGCACAGAUUAAACCACCCAAUGUAAAGGAGGACAGUAAGUGUAUCAGCCCUCAGAUUAAGCUGGAGCCACAUGAGGUGGAUCAGUUCUUAAACAUCACACCUAAAGCGCUGGAGUCUCUGCAGAUGCCACCCACUCCUCCCAGCUCUCAUGGCAGCGACUCAGAGGGAAGCCAGAGCCCUGUCCACCCCUGUGCCCCCGCAAGCCCAACACAGACCCCUGCUGUCCUCAAGGUGGCGCCAAGAGUCCCAUCUUCUCUCUCAAACUCUCCUCUGCUGACAGCACCACAUAAACUGCAGGGUUCAGGUCCUCUCCUGCUCACUGAGGAGGAGAAACGCACACUGAUUGCUGAAGGAUACCCAGUUCCUACUAAACUGCCACUGUCUAAAUCUGAGGAGAAAGCCCUCAAGAAGAUUCGCAGAAAGAUCAAGAAUAAGAUUUCAGCACAAGAGAGCCGCCGGAAAAAGAAGGAGUACAUGGAUGCUCUAGAAAAGAAGGUGGAGACAUGCUCUAGUGAGAACAAUGAGCUGCGCAGGAAAGUCGAAACUCUUGAGUGCACCAACAAGUCUCUGUUGCAGCAGCUGCACUCGCUGCAGGCAGUAGUGGCAGGAAAGGUCCCGCGUUCCUGCAGAGUGACGGGCACACAGACCUCCACAUGCCUCAUGGUAGUGGUCCUGUGUUUCUCUGUGUUUUUGGGGAGUUUCUACCAAGGUUUAAGCCCCUGUUCAUCUGUCACUAAAACAGGCCUGACCAGAGAGAUUUCCAUACAAGAGUCCUACACCGCUACAGUGAAAUCUCGGAACCUGUUGGCCUUUGAGGAGCAUGGUGGUCUGGAUGACCCCCAUUUCAUCGGGCUAGGUGGAGAAUAUCCUGAAUGGGACCAGCAGGCUGACGUCAUGGCAGCCUGGCGUUUGGAACAGCAACACAAACAGGAACAGGCGGAGUCACAUGAAGCAGAGCCACACCCACUUUUAAUGAACACCAAUGAAACACAAAAGUCUAUUCUUAUAGACCUGCACUCACACAGGUCAGAUAAAUGGUCAAACGAAACCACAAAAGUGAUAGAGUUGGAGAGGACCGUCAAUGAGACGUCCUGAAACCUGGCUGGUCCUCGUCCCCAAUCUCCUCUCUCCCUUUCCCCUGCAGUGGCGGGGCGAUAGGCUCUGUAUUUAUAAAUAUACUUUAAGUAUUGUUUUACUUAAUUUGGAUGUCUUUUUUUUUUUUUUUUAAAGAUAAAUACAAAAAAACAAAAACAACAUUUUAUUCCAUUCCAACAGAAUAUCAGAUUUUGAUUUCUUCUUUUUAUAUGCUUUGAGUUUAUUUUAAUGCUAUUAAUUUGUUUUCUUUCUUCUUUUUUGCCUAUUAGCCCCAUGCUACUGAGAAUGUGUAAUAAUAUAUUGAAAUUGCAUCUAUUUUCAUAGUUACACAAUGAUGCGGGCUGUAGUGCUGGUAUAAUGGUAUCAUGUAGCAUGUCUAUCAAAGAGGAUCUUCAAAAUGUCUUUCUCUUCAUGUAUCCAAAGAUUCUUCAAAAUAAUGUAAAUAUUCAGACUACGUUAACAAAUUGGACAAAAGAAUAGGCUAAAAGUCCCAUGAACAAAAAAGGCGUUUACAUUUGGAAGGUGGCAGCUUUCCAAAGCAUUUAAAAACGGUUCCUCUGAAUAUGUAGUCUCACUUUUGUCAUUUGUAAAUAUUUGCUGUAUCCUCUAUUGUAACGUGGGGGAGAGUUGCUGGGAGAGAUAGGAGUUAAUGAGUUUUAUAUCAAUGGAGAUGUUUUUCAUAGAGGGCAAUAAAGUGGGACAAUAUGGACAUGAAAUGAAAAGGAUGGACGCUUUCCAUCCCUUGAAUAUGCGCUCCAUAGUCCUUCAUAUGACGUUGUCCUCUUUUAUUUGGUAUAAGGUCUUAACAGGACAGAUGGCUCUUUUUGUCCUCAGCUGGCCACCAUCCAAACCCUGCCUGUGCUCUUCUGAGGUAAAGGGUGCUCCCUGACAAGUCUAGUGUUCUCUAUAUGAAUAGUUAUGACAGCCACUGGACCGAUGAGCAUCUGGGCUUGUGGUGAACUUACUUGCACUGUGUCCCCAUAGAAUUGAUCUGUUAUUUAUUAUUUUUAGCAUGCCCGCAACCCUUUUAUAUCCUGGAAACAAGUGCAUUUUAAAGGAGAUGGUUUUGCCCUGAUGUGUUCAGAUGUUUGGAUUGUGUUGGAAAAUUGUUUGCAUAUGACUGUGCAUGACCAUUUCUUCUGUAUUUGUUGUGGCAUAGUAUAUGAGUGAUUUAUGAAUAAUCUCACUCUUUGAAGAUACCUGCAGUAUGUCUUAAUAAUAUUACAGUUACGGCUGUAAUCACUUUUCAUUGCAUUUCGGCUCUGAGAAAUUACCCUCCUGCAAUUACACUGCCUUGUUUUUGUCCUGCUUUUUUGCAACGCAAAUAAAUAUUUUCCGUAGUAAAAGCAUUAUAAAUCAUGAGUCUGAGCCAUUAUU